Quercus lobata is the source of this 4753-nucleotide messenger RNA. It is a transcript of the gene HK3, whose product is annotated as histidine kinase 3. Gene Ontology annotation, cellular component: nucleus. Gene Ontology annotation, molecular function: phosphorelay sensor kinase activity. The record is from RefSeq and is a predicted model, not a curated record. The coding region runs from base 924 to 4007 and encodes 1027 amino acids. The transcript is spliced from 11 exons. NCBI's taxonomy places the organism in Eukaryota, Viridiplantae, Streptophyta, Magnoliopsida, Fagales, Fagaceae. Gene Ontology annotation, biological process: phosphorelay signal transduction system; phosphorylation.
GGAUGGUAUGGACUAUGGAUAGAGAUAAUGGGUAAUGGCCUUUGCUAGCAGACAUUUCUUUCUACCACCAUAUUUUGAUACUCUUCUCUCUAUCUUUUGUUUUUGAUAGAUUCUAAAUGCCCAUGAAGAAGUCACUCUGCUCAGCUUCUUUUUCUUCUACUGCUACUGCAACUGCAACUGCAACUGCUUCUUCUACAACCAUUCUUGGUCCUUAUCAUAGAGCUGCUUCUGUGUUAAGAGUACUGUUGUUCAGGUUGGUUUACUCGAAGAGUAAACUUCAGAACUCAAACACUUGAACUCCUCCUUGUUUUAUUUAAGGAAGUUUAGGAAAGUUACAAACUAGAUUCUUUUUUUGUUGUUGGGGGGUUUUGUUUUCUGAUUUGUUUAACUAAAUUUAGAAUCUUUGUUGGUUAGUUUGCCCAUUUUUCUGGUUCUGGGUUUUGGUUGGUAGUUAACAGGAUAAAAUCACAAAAAUUUGUUUGGGAUUAGAAACUCAGAAUCUUGGGAUUCUUUGAUUCCUUUUUAUGGGUGUGUGAAGUGAAGUGAAAUUCUUUUCUCUCCGGCUUUCACUUGCAUUUCCCAACUCGAAGCUAUUUGGUUGGAUAAGAUAGCAUCUUCCCACUUCCACACAUCACUAUCAACCUUUCCUGUUUCUAGUGAAUUUGGAGUUGGGAGUUGGAAGGUGAGCUUGAGGCUAGCUGAGCUUUUCGUUUCUUCUUCUUUCUUGUUCUUCUUGAACUUCUUGCAAGUUUGAAUUUUUCUUUUUUGAUGUUGGGUUUAACUAGACAGGUUCUGUGGAUUUGAUAGUGGGUCUCUCUCUUUCUAUCUCUAUAUCUAUUUCGCUGGAAGUAGCAAGAAGUCAAACCCACUUCAUAUUGCUACUGUUUCUUGUUGUUAAGUUGUGUUGUUGGUUACUGCUGUUGAUGAGUUUGCUUCACGUAGUUGGGUUUGGUCUAAAAGUGGGGCAUCUGCUUUUGAUGCUAUGCUGCUGGAUUGUGUCUGUAAUUUCCAUGAAUUGGUUCGUUAAUGGUGGGAUUAUGGACACCAAGUCUGGAAUGUUUUGUGAUAGUGGCAAGAUGUGGCUCAAAUGGUGGGAAAAGAUUUCAGGGAACAGCUGUAUGAUCCACCAUCACUACUACCAGUAUAUUGGGUCCAAGAGAGUCCCCAAAACAUGGUGGAAGAAGCUUUUGAUGACAUGGGUAGUUGGUUGGCUCAUAGUGUCUUUAUCGAUCUUCUGGUACAUGAAGUUACAAGCUACUGAGAAGAGGAAAGAGACCCUUCAAAGUAUGUGUGAUGAGAGGGCUAGGAUGUUGCAGGACCAGUUUAAUGUAAGUAUGAAUCAUAUUCAAGCCAUGUCCAUUCUGAUCUCAACCUUCCACCAUGGCAAGAAACCCUCUGCUAUUGAUCAGAGGACUUUCGCGAGAUACACAGAAAGAACCGCUUUUGAAAGGCCCCUCACAAGUGGCGUGGCAUAUGCUGUAAGGGUUCUCCACUCUGAAAGGGCACAAUUUGAGGAGCAACAAGGUUGGACAAUUAAGAGGAUGGAUACUCUCGAAAAAAACCCUGUCCAUAAGGACGACUAUGCCCCAGAAGCUUUAGAGCCAUCCCCAAUUAAAGAAGAAUAUGCUCCUGUCAUCUUUGCACAGGAUAUCAUUUCUCAUGUGGUUUCGAUCGAUUUGCUGUCGGGGACGGAAGAUCGUGAAAAUAUAUUGCGUGCAAGAGCUUCUGGAAAGGGAGUUCUAACUGCUCCUUUCAGGCUACUGAAAUCAAACCGUCUUGGAGUUAUAUUGACAUAUGCCGUCUACAAGAGGGAUCUCCCCUCAAAUGCUACCCCAAAUGAGAGGAUUCAAGCAACUGAUGGGUACAUUGGUGGUGUCUUUGAUGUCGAGUCACUUGUGGAGAAGUUGCUUCAACAGCUUGCUAGUAAACAGACCAUCCUUGUGAAUGUUUAUGACACUACUAAUCGCUCACAUCCAAUCAGCAUGUAUGGUUCAAAUGUAUCAGCUGAUGGUUUGCAGCAUGUUAGCACUCUUAAUUUUGGAGAUCCCUUCAGGAAGCAUGAGAUGCGUUGCAGAUUCAAACAAAAACCACCAUGGCCAUGGUUGGCUAUAACAACUUCAAUUGGCAUCCUUGUGAUUGCAUAUCUUGUUGGAUAUAUAUUUCAUGCAACUGUGAAUCGAAUUGCUAAAGUGGAGGAUGAUUACAAUAAGAUGAUGGAGCUAAAAAAAAAAGCCGAGGCUGCUGAUGUUGCCAAAUCUCAGUUCCUUGCUACUGUCUCCCAUGAGAUCAGAACUCCAAUGAAUGGUGUUCUUGGAAUGUUGCAUAUGCUCAUGGACACAGAUCUUGAUGUUACUCAACAAGAUUAUGUCAGAACUGCACAGGGCAGUGGAAAAGCUCUAGUCUCACUCAUAAAUGAGGUUUUAGACCAGGCAAAGAUUGAAUCUGGCAGGCUUGAGCUUGAUGCAGUGCAAUUUGAUCUGCGAGCAAUUUUAGAUGAUGUUCUGUCACUCUUUUCUGGAAAGUCCCAGGAAAAGGGAGUGGAGCUGGCAGUUUAUAUUUCAGACCGGGUUCCUGAAAUGCUAAUUGGUGAUCCAGGAAGGUUUCGCCAAAUCAUUACCAAUCUUAUGGGUAACUCGAUCAAAUUUACAGAGAAAGGACACAUAUUUGUCACUGUUCAUCUUGUCGAGGAGGUGAUUGGUUCAACAGAAGUUGAGACAUCAUCAGAGAACACCUUGAGUGGAUUCCCUGUCACUGAUAGAUGUUGUAGUUGGAAAGGAUUUAAGGCUUUCAGUCAAGAGGGAUCCACUUUUCCUCUCUCACUGCCCUCUGACUCAAUCAACCUAAUUGUAUCUGUUGAGGAUACAGGAGCAGGGAUCCCUCCGGAGGCGCAAUCUCGUGUUUUCACUCCUUUUAUGCAGGUUGGACCAUCAAUCUCCCGAAUACAUGGGGGCACAGGUAUUGGCCUGAGCAUUAGCAAGUGUUUAGUUGGCCUCAUGAACGGGGAAAUUGGUUUUGUGAGCAUUCCAAAGACUGGUUCCACCUUUACAUUUACUGCUGUCUUCACCAAUGGCUGCUCCAAUCCCGAUGAGUAUAAAAGCCAUAAAAUUAACAACCAAUCCAAUUCUGCAUCCACAGAAUUUCAGGGCAUGACAGCGUUAGUUGUAGACCCUAGACCUGUACGGGCUAAGGUCUCAAGAUAUCAUAUCCAACGGCUUGGAAUUAGUGUUGAAGUAGUCUCUGAUUUGAAUCAAGGUUGGUCUAACAUAAGCAGUGGCAAUGGGGAUAUUGAUAUUGUCCUUGUUGAACAGGAGGUUUGGGAUAGGGAUUCACACCUUUCAUCUCUUUUCAUUAAUAACUUAAAGAAAAUUGACCAUCGGACUCCUCCUAAGUUGUUCCUUCUAGCUAAUUUUAUCAGUACAUCCAGAACAAGUGCCACAACUUCAGGUGAUAAUACCCCAUCUAUCAUCAUGAAGCCCCUAAGAUCAAGCAUGCUUGCUGCCUCAUUACAGCGAGCCAUGGGUAUUGGGAGCAAGGGGAUUGCCCGCAAUAGGGAGCUCCCUGCUCUCCGCAAUCUUCUUCUUGGGAGAAAAAUCCUUAUCAUAGAUGACAAUAAUGUGAAUCUGAAAGUAGCUGCUGGUGCUUUGAAGAAGUAUGGGGCUGAAGUAGAAUGUGCAGACAGUGGAAGAAAGGCAGUCUCAUUGCUUAAGCCACCUCACUGCUUUGAUGCCUGUUUCAUGGAUAUCCAAAUGCCGGAAAUGGAUGGGUUUGAAGCUACAAAACUAAUUCGGGAAAUGGAGAAACAUGGAGAAACAUCUGUGGAGGCCUAUGAUAAUGUUUCAAACUGGCAUGUUCCCAUUUUGGCCAUGACAGCAGAUGUAAUCCAGGCUACACACGAGGAAUGCCUAAAAUGUGGAAUGGAUGGAUAUGUUUCAAAACCAUUUGAAGCUGAACAACUUUAUAGGGAGGUUUCACGGUUUUUCCAAUCAGUUCCAAAUGGGAUUCUAUAGAGACGACUUCUGUUCUAAUGGUUUGCCAAUGAUACAAGCAUGACUAGCUGUUCUCGUGGAUGCUUAGGAAUGCUUAAAUGGGUUCAAAUUCUUUCCAAGAGAAGAUAUUUGCUGAUUGUGGCAGUGUAUAUAAUAGCCAUGCAUGAUUGGUUCGGAUUGAGUUUUUGUUGAUUUUUCUGAUGAGCCAGAUGUAGAAGACAGUUCAUUUUUUCACGUGUAAAGUUCAUCUAAUUUCCAAGCCUUUCACCAGGGGUUAGUUAUUUGAGGUAUCUCUGCAAGUAAAGGUUCUUUGAUGGGACCUUAACUGGGCCAAGAAAAAUCCCUGGACUUGGAUGUAUCAUAGAAGCUCUGAGGUUGCAUCCUUCUCACAGUGCAAUAAUAAAGAUUGCACUCCUUGAAGAGAUCUCACCCUUUCUCUGAAUGUCAAUUUUUGUAUUAUAGUCAUUGAUUCAGUUGAAGGAAUGAAAUAUAACUUCUCGGCAACAGGAGAGAAUGCAUUGUGCAUAUUACCUACAACUUCUAUAAAGAAGUUUGAUGUGUACUUAUAUAGUAACCCCCUUUUUUUUUUCCUAACAAUGCGAAAAGUUUGUCCAACAGAGAAUUGAUGUAACUAAGACACUAGACAUUUGAGUAAUAUCACCAUUCUUGCCUGAUUUGUACAUUUCUUGAACCACUUCGGCUGAUUAUGAUUUUCAGUAUGGUAUCAAUGCAAACAUACUUCUUGAAACCCUUGGCAUACAACCAAG